Loa loa (African eye worm) is the source of this 330-nucleotide messenger RNA. RefSeq lists its product as hypothetical. NCBI's taxonomy places the organism in Eukaryota, Metazoa, Nematoda, Chromadorea, Rhabditida, Onchocercidae. The transcript has 2 exons. The record is from RefSeq and is a predicted model, not a curated record. The coding region runs from base 1 to 330 and encodes 109 amino acids.
AUGUCUAGCUAUACAUCAUUAAGGGUACAUACUACAAUACUUGGAUGUUUGCUGUUUGUUUGUUUGUUCUGUCAAAGAAUACCAUCAGGAUUAAUCUUCCGGCAAUCUAAUUCGCAAACUUCAAUAAUUCACCAGAUUUAUCCAAACGGUUUAUGUGCCAAAACAACUGAUAAAACAUCCAAUGGUUCAAAAUGCUUGAUUUUCGCCCGCCAACAAACGACAAUAUAUGUCUUAUUGGCUUUGCUCAUGUUUCAGGGACAUACAUUGUACAGUGCUACGGGUAUUGUCACUUCUACCUCUAAAUGUCCAAAACUAGAUUUCGUAAGCUAG